Molecule: messenger RNA, 1113 nt
Organism: Camelina sativa (false flax)
Lineage: Eukaryota; Viridiplantae; Streptophyta; Magnoliopsida; Brassicales; Brassicaceae
Product: UPF0725 protein At5g63820
Source: RefSeq, a predicted model, not a curated record
UGUUUUCCUUUCAUGACAUGACAGCUUUCAAAGCUCUUGGUAGUCUGAUGUUCGAAGUUGGGCUUAUGGUAGCUUACCACUGUGAUCAAUAUGGGCUUGGAGGAGAUGGAGGUCAUGCGGGUAAGUGAAUUCGGGAGGCUUGAAAUCUCAAAAGCAGCAACGGAAAGGAAAAAAGAGAAAAAGUUAAGGGCUUGGAGUAAGAAAUAUUCCCAUCUGGCCUAUGGUUUUGAUUAUGGAGGCUCUGAUUUUAGGUUAAGGAAGCCUGAUGUUGGUGACUAUGAUUAUCAUCUCACCCUUUACGCUAGGCUUGCACUCUACUGCUACAAUUUUGAAAAGGGAACAAACUUUAAGUUUGUGCGCUGGGUAAAGUAUAAUUCUAUGUGCACUGCUUGCGUCGACUUCUACUUAACUUUUGAGGCCAUGGAUCCAGCCUGCGACUCUGUCUUCUCCUCUUUUCAGACUGUGUUCAGUAAUGCUGGAUAUGCGGGGAGGAUCUUGGCCUGCAGACCCACAUGUAACAAGCGUGUGAAUGAAUAUUGGGACCGGAAUGAGGAUGCUAUAGAUCAAUUCUACACAGGUGAAAUGCCCAAAUGGUUGUCUGAUGAGGCCUUUUCCAGUGACAACAAAAAGUAUUACGUGGUGCAAGAAUCAGAGCUGCAUGAUAAUGACUGGCUGCAUCUAUUCAUUGAAAUCAUAUUCUUUAAAGCAAUAUAUCCUGUAUUGGUGGCUUCCCCUCCCUUGGAGAUCAACAAGGUAGUUGUAGAAACUAAAGAAGAUUACAUGACUGAGGCUCGUGAGAAGCUCCACGCAGAGAAUGCAAUCUUCUACAUAGGUUACAAAUAUAGAGGUGUUUCUUCAAGUGGUAUCGCUGUUGAUCACAAAACUAUCAUAAGGAAAACCAUGGAUGGGGAACCAGAACACAUGAGUCUUGAAAUUGCUUAUGAACAAGAAGCGGAGUAGACAGACACUUCCUGUAUGCAUCUGGUCUGUUGCAAUCAAUUUAUUAAUCGCUAUUUCCUUGUAACUUUAAUCAUGUUAUAUGUCUACAACUCUAGGGACUAAAACGAGUGGGAUCAACAUAUGUAUAUUAAUCUUCGCUAAAUGCUAGCUAUC